AUGUCCCCAACUGGUUUAUCACCGGAUAGUUCACAAGCUGGUUCAAGUAAUUUUACAACAGCAUCAACGAAUAUUUCAAGAAAUUCCUCAAUGUCAACAAGUAAUAUAGUUAAACAUCAAAAACAUUUACAGAAUGCUUUUGAAGUUUUUGAAAAAAGUUUUAGUACUUCUGCUGCUGAUCAAAAACAACAUGAUAUUACACCCCCACCUUCUCAUACUAUGGCUAUGGUAGUUUCUGAUGAACAAAUUCGCAGUUUAACUGAAUGCUUGUUAGCUUUGUCACCUCCAAAAAAAAUAGUUUCUUCUUCCUCCAAAAGAAUAUCUAAUAAUAGUAAUGAGAUGGAUCAUUCAAGAUCAACAGCACGUCGUAUCUUAUCUAAUCCAUCAUCACCAGGUUUACCACCACAACAUCAACAAGAUGCGGUUGAUCAACCACUAUCACUCAAUCCUUAUUCUACUGCAUCACCAACAGCAACAUCAACAUCUUCACGAUUAUUAGAUUAUAAAGAACGUCGUUCACGUCGUUUUUCUAGUGGUAAUUAUGGUGCUUCAACAUAUUUUAGUACCGAAGAGGAGGAAGAACAAAAUGAGGAAUGUGUUGUCGCAAUAGUAGUUGAGAAAUCGGCUUUAAUUAUAAAAUUUGAUAUUGAAUUUACUUGA
Molecule: messenger RNA, 660 nt
Organism: Entrophospora candida
Lineage: Eukaryota; Fungi; Glomeromycota; Glomeromycetes; Entrophosporales; Entrophosporaceae
Source: the annotation of a GenBank genome assembly